GAAAGGGGAAGGUAGCCCCGCAGUGCAGGAGCGUGGGGAGGCCCGCACCGGGGUGCAGGAGCGGGGGGAGGGGAGCCCGCGCCGGCUGCUGCUGCAGCCCGAGCAGCUGUCCGAGCUCGGGGAGGGCUCUUGGGAGCGCAGAGACGAGCUCGAAAGUUCCGGGGAGCCGUUCUGGGAGAGCUGCGGGCACCUCAGACGGGAGGCGGUGGUCCUGGGAGCGGUCCCGGCCCGUCGCAAGAGACUCGAACUGCUGGGGAGGGCCCGGCCAGUGGGGCCCCGGGGGCCUGAGGGGGAGGGACGUCUGGGGGUGCAGGAAGCGAAUUGGCUGCCUGGGGUACAGGAGGGACAGGUGGUGCGGGCUGUCCAGGAAACCUACCUGGACGGGAAGGGGUCCCAGGAGGGGGAGGGGCCCCCUGAGGGGCACAGGCUGCGGAGGCGCAGGCGGAGGAGGAGGUGGUAACCCACGGGCUGGCUGCUCGGCACCAGGGCCGGGCCGGGCCGGGCCGGGGUCGAGGUGAGCGCAUAAUGUAGGGGUCUGGGGAGAGGGGAGCAGAAGAGCACCGUGAACCUGGGGGCGUUGGAAACCACUGCCCGGUAGCAAGCAGUGUCCUGCUGGGUCCUUUUCUGCCACCUCGGCUGGGACAUCGUAGAAGCAGAGUCUGCAGUGAGCCAGUGGAAGGCAGCAGCCUCCUCCCAGACCAGUGUGAUUUCAGACCUGGGAUGACCUGAAGGAGUGAGGUUUCCUGGUGCAGUUCCUCUGGGAUGAAGUCCCACGGGGACCAGCCUGACCCUGGUCCAGAAGCUUAGGCCCUGCACACAAGAGGAGGCUGGGGAGCAGCAGCAUGCAGCCGGAGGAGGGCACAGGCUGGCUGCUAGAGCUGCUGUCCGAGGUGCAGCUGCAGCAGUACUUCCUGCGGCUCCGCGACGACCUCAACGUCACCCGCCUGUCCCACUUUGAGUAUGUCAAGAAUGAGGACCUGGAGAAGAUUGGCAUGGGCCGACCCGGCCAGCGGCGGCUGUGGGAGGCCGUGAAGAGGAGGAAGGCCAUGUGCAAACGCAAGUCCUGGAUGAGCAAGGUGUUCAGUGGAAAGCGGCUGGAGGCUGAGUUCCCCCCUCAUCACUCUCAGAGCACCUUCCGGAAGACCUCGCCCACCCCGGGGGGCUCUGCUGGGGAGGGGUCCCUGCAGAGCCUCACCUGCCUUAUUGGGGAGAAGGACCUGCAUCUCUUCGAGAAGCUGGGAGAUGGUUCCUUUGGCGUGGUGCGCAGGGGCGAGUGGGACGCCCCCUCUGGGAAGACGGUGAGCGUGGCUGUGAAGUGCCUGAAGCCUGACGUGCUGAGCCAGCCAGAGGCCAUGGACGACUUCAUCCGGGAGGUCAACGCCAUGCACUCGCUUGACCACCGAAACCUCAUUCGCCUCUACGGGGUGGUGCUCACACCGCCCAUGAAGAUGGUGACAGAGCUGGCACCUCUGGGAUCAUUGUUGGACCGGCUACGCAAGCACCAGGGCCACUUCCUACUGGGUACCCUGAGCCGCUAUGCUGUCCAGGUGGCUGAGGGCAUGGGCUACCUGGAGGCCAAGCGCUUCAUUCACCGGGACCUGGCCGCCCGAAAUCUGCUGUUGGCCACCCGCGACCUGGUCAAGAUCGGGGACUUCGGGCUGAUGCGAGCACUGCCCCAGAAUGACGACCACUACGUCAUGCAGGAACAUCGCAAGGUGCCCUUUGCCUGGUGUGCCCCAGAGAGCCUGAAGACGCGCACCUUCUCCCACGCCAGCGACACCUGGAUGUUUGGGGUCACGCUGUGGGAGAUGUUCACCUACGGCCAGGAGCCCUGGAUCGGCCUCAAUGGCAGUCAGAUCCUGCAUAAGAUUGACAAGGAGGGGGAGCGUCUACCGCGGCCCGAGGACUGCCCCCAGGACAUCUACAAUGUCAUGGUCCAGUGCUGGGCUCACAAGCCCGAGGACAGACCCACCUUUGUGGCUCUGCGGGACUUUCUGUUGGAGGCUCAGCCCACCGACAUGCGGGCCCUUCAGGACUUCGAAGAACCUGACAAGCUGCACAUCCAGAUGAACGACGUCAUCACCGUCAUCGAGGGGAGGGCUGAGAAUUACUGGUGGCGUGGGCAGAACACGCGGACGCUGUGCGUGGGGCCCUUCCCUCGCAACGUGGUGACCUCUGUGGCCGGCCUGUCAGCCCAGGACAUCAGCCAGCCGCUGCAGAAUAGCUUCAUCCACACGGGGCAUGGCGACAGCGACCCCCGCCACUGCUGGGGCUUCCCUGACAAGAUCGAUGAACUGUAUCUGGGAAACCCCAUGGACCCUCCCGACCUGCUGAGCGUGGAACUGAGCACAUCCAGACCCACCCAGCAUCUGGGCAGGGUGAAAAGGGAGCCUCCACCUCGCCCUCCUCAGCCUGCCAUCUUCACUCAGAAACCAACCUACGACCCCGUGAGUGAGGACCAAGACCCCCUGUCCAGCGACUUCAAGAGGCUGGGCCUGCGAAAGCCAGGACUGCCCCGUGGGCUGUGGCUCGCGAAGCCCUCGGCCCGGGUGCCAGGCACCAAGGCUGGCCGCGGUGGCGGCGAGGUCACGCUCAUCGACUUCGGCGAGGAGCCUGUUGUGCUGGCCCCACGGCCCUGUGCCCCCUCACUGGCGCAGCUGGCCAUGGAUGCCUGUUCCUUGCUGGACAAGACCCCGCCGCAGAGCCCUACACGGGCCCUGCCCCGGCCCCUGCAUCCCACGCCUGUGGUGGACUGGGAUGCGCGCCCGCUGCCCCCGCCUCCUGCCUACGACGACGUGGCCCAGGAUGAGGAUGACUUCGAGGUCUGCUCCAUCAACAGCACCCUAGUGGGCGCCGGGGUCUCUGCUGAGCCCAGCCAGGGCGAGACCAACUACGCCUUUGUGCCUGAGCCGGCGAGGCUCCUCCCCCCUCUGGAGGACAACCUGUUUCUCCCACCCCAGGGUGGGGGCAAGCCACCCAACUCGGCCCAAACCGCAGAGAUCUUCCAGGCGCUGCAGCAGGAAUGCAUGCGGCAGCUGCAGGUCCCGGCUGGCUCUCUGGUCCCCUCGCCCAGCCCCGGGGGUGACGACAAGCCCCAGGUCCCCCCCCGGGUGCCCAUCCCCCCGAGGCCCACGCGCUCACGUGGCGAGCUGUCUCCGGCCCCCCCAGGCGAGGAGGAGACAGGCCGGUGGCCCGGACCUGCCUCCCCUCCCCGGGUGCCUCCCCGGGAGCCCCUAUCUCCACAAGGCUCCAGGACUCCCAGCCCCCUGGUGCCACGUGGCAGCUCCCCGCUGCCACCCCGGCUCUCCAGCUCACCUGGGAAGACCAUGCCCACCACCCAGAGCUUUGCCUCAGACCCCAAGUAUGCCACACCCCAGGUGAUCCAGGCGCCUGGCCCACGGGCUGGCCCCUGCAUCUUGCCCAUCGUCCGAGAUGGGAAGAAGGUCAGCAGCACCCACUACUACCUGCUACCUGAGCGCCCGCCCUAUCUGGAGCGCUACCAGCGUUUCCUGCAUGAGGCCCAGAGCCCCAAAGAGCCAGAACCCAUGCCCGUGCCCCUGCUGCUGCCCCCUCCCAGCACCCCAGCCCCAGCCGCCCCCACUGCCACUGUUCGACCAAUGCCCCAGGCUGCCCCAGACCCCAAGGCCAACUUCUCCACCAACAACAGCAACCCAGGGGCCCGGCCAUCCGCCCAGAGGGCCACUGCUCGGCUGCCACAGAGGGGCUACCCCGGGGACGGGCCAGAGGCUGGGCGACCUGCAGACAAGGUCCAGAUGCUGCAGGCCAUGGUGCAUGGGGUGACCACAGAGGAGUGCCAGGCGGCCCUGCAGAGCCACAGCUGGAGCGUGCAGAGGGCUGCCCAGUAUCUGAAGGUGGAGCAGCUCUUUGGUCUGGGUCUGCGGCCACGAGGCGAGUGCCACAACGUGCUGGAGAUGUUCGACUGGAACCUGGAGCAGGCCGGCUGCCACCUGCUGGGCUCCUGUGGCCCUGCCCACCACAAGCGUUGAGAUGCCUGAAGAGCCAGAGGAUCUGCCCUGAAGGAAUCACUUAAGCUUGUCCAUCUGAGGAGGGCGUGGAGACUCCCUGCCAGGCCUGGAAGACCUGCUGCACCCACGGCUCCCAGUGGCAGAGCGAGGCCACGGCAGCAGGAAGCUGGGACUCCUGCCCUGCCUGUCCCUCCCUCCCCCAGUGCUGUCCCUGCAGCUUCAGAAGCCCUUGGUGCCCCAGCCAAGGUGCAGGAGGGAGCCUCUUGAAGGCAGGCUGGGGUCGGCCUCAGCAGGCCCUACAGCUGACCUGCCUCUGGGCUUAAGUCCCUGGUGGAGCCUGUGGCUAAAGGGUGUGGCCAGGCCUUGCCGGCGGGAAAGCCGGACUUGACUUUGGGCAGGGAGAAUGUGUUGGCCAUACAGAGAGGUGGACCAGGGAGUGGAUGGGGGCCCUUCACAGGGCUAGGCCCUUUCCAGGGAGCCCUGUCGAACAGAAUGUGGCCUCCCCGUGGACAUAUUAUGGGACUUGGCCGGUCUUAGGAUCUUGUGCCUGAAAAUAGCCUGAGGUGGCUCAGGUAGCAGAGCUAGGGUGCCAGAUUGUUCUCUGGCAGGGACCAGGGCCCAAGGGCCCAGGAUUGGAAGGAGACCAAGGGGGCAGCUGCCCUGGAGGGACACCAGUGCUUCCUGUCUGACCCAGCUCUUCCCCUGUGCUGUUCCGUGUUUUCCCACCAGCCUCUGUCGCCAAAGUUGCUGCCCCAGCUAUGAAUAUCUGCUUCUUCCAGAGAAAUAAAGUUAGUUUCUAUUUUAUGUUA
Molecule: messenger RNA, 4795 nt
Organism: Dama dama (fallow deer)
Lineage: Eukaryota; Metazoa; Chordata; Mammalia; Artiodactyla; Cervidae
Gene: TNK2
Product: tyrosine kinase non receptor 2
Exons: 17
Coding region: 843-4007 (1054 amino acids)
Biological process (GO): negative regulation of epidermal growth factor receptor signaling pathway; protein phosphorylation; regulation of keratinocyte differentiation
Cellular component (GO): extrinsic component of cytoplasmic side of plasma membrane
Molecular function (GO): ATP binding; protein serine/threonine/tyrosine kinase activity; protein binding
Source: RefSeq, a predicted model, not a curated record